GCUUUGACGCGUCAUGCGUGACGAGCGCGUCUCUCACGGCCGCCACUGUCUCACCGCGGCCUCCGUAACGGAGUCCGCAAGCAAGGCACCUGUGUGCAUUAGAUAAUGUAUCUUGCCUUUCGCCCCCAUCUCGCUCCUCGUUGCUUAGCAUCCGCUCUACGCCCUUUGUCAAACUCGUCCAGGUCCUUCUCCAGCAACUUUCUGACCAGAAUGCCUCGCACAGCAGAAACCGCGAACUACAAGUUCAACCAUACGAUGCUGCGCGUCAAGGACCCGAAGGUGUCGCUGAAAUUCUACACCGAGGUGCUCGGGAUGGAUCUCGCGGACAAGGCUGAAUUCGAAACGUUCACGCUCUACUUCCUCUCCUACAACCACGGCAACGAGACCACAGACCACGUCACGCGUUUCGGGCGCGAGGGUGUGCUCGAGCUGACGCACAACCACGGCACCGAGUCAGACCCCAACUUCCAGGGCUACGCGUCCGGCAACAGCGAGCCCGGCCGCGGCUUCGGUCACAUCGCCAUCGCCGUGCCCGACGUCGAGGAGGCCUGUGAGCGCUUUGAGCGUCUUGGGGUCAAGUUUCAGAAGCGCCCCUCGGACGGGAAGAUGAAGCACAUCGCGUUCAUCCUCGACCCCGAUGGCUACUGGAUUGAGAUCAUCAAGGGGUACUCUCCGUGAGUAUUCUCGGCUGACAAAGUCGUAGAGAAGAUAACUGGACGUGUAUGAUACGGAGAAGAUCU
Molecule: messenger RNA, 740 nt
Organism: Laetiporus sulphureus 93-53
Lineage: Eukaryota; Fungi; Basidiomycota; Agaricomycetes; Polyporales; Laetiporaceae
Product: glyoxalase I
Exons: 5
Coding region: 106-678 (190 amino acids)
Molecular function (GO): metal ion binding; lactoylglutathione lyase activity
Source: RefSeq, a predicted model, not a curated record